Messenger RNA from Micromonas commoda, 438 nucleotides. RefSeq lists its product with no specific name. The transcript has a single exon. Bases 1 to 438 code for a protein of 145 amino acids. NCBI's taxonomy places the organism in Eukaryota, Viridiplantae, Chlorophyta, Mamiellophyceae, Mamiellales, Mamiellaceae. The record is from RefSeq and is a predicted model, not a curated record.
AUGGUCGAGCCCCUCGACCCCGACGCCGUUCGCAUCACCCCGGGCUUCCUCCGCUCGGAACUGUCGCGUUGGGGUCCCGACGGCCACGCCAUUACGUCGCGUCACGCGAAGCCCCAGUACUACUGGGGCAUACCGACGACGACGACGCGGGCGCGGCCGGUGCCUGGGGCGCCCGCGCAGCCCAACUUCGCGCUCACCGUCACCGCGCAGGAGGCGGAGGACGAUCUCAAGCGGAUACAGGCCGCCAUACGUCGCGACGCCGACCUGAUGCGCAGCAACGGGAAGGGCGGCGGGAAGAGGAGGAAGACCAAGGCGACCCCUGAACGAGCCAGCCCUUGCUCGAACGGGGUUGGCGAGGGUGGGGUCGAGAGGACGGCGGCGGGUUCGCCGUCGCCCGCGCCGCGCGCCGUGAACGGGAACGAUCGACGCGAGGCCUGA